ACGAUUGCAUUUGGGAGAAACACUGCACAGACACAGCUCUAAGUGUGGAUCCAACUGAUUUCUAACCCUCUCUCUGUCUUUUCUUUAUAUGUAGUUAUGGAGACUAUGGUGCAACCAUGGACAAAAGUCCCCUGUUGAAAACAUUGAUGGAUGCCGAAGCAGCGGCCAAUUCUGCAGCCAUACAGCUCAUGUCAUUCAAGGAGACACUGGAGGGCGAUUUUGCCGACUCAAGACACUGUGCUUCUGAUAACCGGCAGAUGUCAAGGCAGAGAGGCCUUCUGCUGGACAAGUUGGAGGUUUUUAAAUGGAUAAACAAGUCUGUUCGACAGCAACUCCAAGACCUGAAGGAUGCAGAGGCGUCUCGAAUGGAGACAGACAAACACAUCGAUCUCUUACUGAAGAAGCUUACACAGGCUGAGUGUGAUAAUCUGCAUUUGAAAGGAGAUUUGAAUGAUAAAGAACAAAUGGUAGAAGAACUGAUGGGUUUGCGGAAGAAAGAAAUGGAGAACACAGAGAAUGCGGUCCAUGCCACCAAGUCUGUGGAGACCACACGUGCUCACCUGCAGGGCCAGCUACGCAGCAGGGAGGCCGACAACAACCGUCUCACUGUGCAGCUCCGGGGUUUGGAGAGGCAGUUGACGGCACAGAAGCUGGAGAUAGAUGGUCUGAGGGGGGAGAUCUCUGGUUUUUUGGAGAAGGCAGCGCAGGAGAAAGAAGUCCUGAAGAAGGCCACCCGCUCCCAGAAACAGAGGGCCGAGAGGUUCGAAGCUGCUGUGGAUAAAUGCUACACGAAGCUGAGGGAAAAAGAUGUUCAGCUGGUUGAGGUUCAUUCAGAGAGGGACACAUGGAGGAGACAUCAGGAGCAGAAGACAGAUGAGAGAAUACAGCUUGAUGCACAGAUAGGACUGCUAAAAGGCCAAAUAGCAGACAUUACUGUGAAGCUGCAGAAAGAGAGAGAUGAAUUCGCUGCUGCAAAUGAGGCCUUACUGCUAAAAGGGGAAAAACUCAACGCUGAAAACAGAAACAUUGGCCUUGAGAACGCAACCCUCAAGGCGUCCACCGCUGGGCUGGAACUGCAGCUGGUCCAUUCUGAAGCAGCCCUGAAAGAGGAGAGCACUAUGUUACAGGAGAGGAAAGACCAAGCAGAACAGGAUCAGAGUCAGGCAGGGAUCCCACACCCCCCCAUAUCCAAGUUUCAAUACUUACUAAUCCUAUAA
Salvelinus namaycush (lake trout) is the source of this 1217-nucleotide messenger RNA. RefSeq names its product outer dense fiber protein 2-like. Gene Ontology annotation, cellular component: centrosome; ciliary basal body. Gene Ontology annotation, biological process: negative regulation of cilium assembly. NCBI's taxonomy places the organism in Eukaryota, Metazoa, Chordata, Actinopteri, Salmoniformes, Salmonidae. The transcript is spliced from 9 exons. The record is from RefSeq and is a predicted model, not a curated record. The coding region runs from base 117 to 1217 and encodes 366 amino acids.